Metarhizium robertsii ARSEF 23 is the source of this 1230-nucleotide messenger RNA. Its product is annotated as pyruvate dehydrogenase E1 component subunit alpha. Gene Ontology annotation, biological process: pyruvate decarboxylation to acetyl-CoA. Bases 1 to 1230 code for a protein of 409 amino acids. Gene Ontology annotation, molecular function: pyruvate dehydrogenase (acetyl-transferring) activity. Gene Ontology annotation, cellular component: intracellular membrane-bounded organelle. The record is from RefSeq and is a predicted model, not a curated record. The transcript has 4 exons. NCBI's taxonomy places the organism in Eukaryota, Fungi, Ascomycota, Sordariomycetes, Hypocreales, Clavicipitaceae.
AUGUUUUCCAGAGCUCUCAGAGUCCAAAGGGCGAUGCCUAUGCGCAUCAGGGCAGCCCAGGCACCCUUUGCCCUGGUCUCGCGAUCUGUUACCACUGACGCUGCCUCUGCGUCUCUUCACAACUCUGUCCCUCAGUCCGAGGACGAGCCUUUCCAGGUCGCCCUCAGUGAUGAGAGCUUCGAGACCUACGAGCUGGACCCCCCUUCUUACACCAUCGAGGUAACCAAGAAGGAGCUGAAACAGAUGUACUACGACAUGGUCACCAUCAGGCAGAUGGAAAUGGCCGCCGACCGCCUGUACAAGGAGAAGAAGAUCCGUGGUUUCUGCCACUUGUCUACUGGACAGGAGGCAGUUGCCGUUGGUAUCGAACACGCCAUCACCAAGCUCGACGACGUCAUCACCGCCUACCGAUGCCACGGUUUCGCCCUGAUGCGCGGUGGUACUGUACGAUCCAUCAUCGGCGAACUGCUCGGACGACGUGAAGGUAUUGCCUACGGAAAGGGUGGUUCUAUGCACAUGUUCUCCAAGGGAUUCUACGGCGGCAACGGUAUUGUUGGUGCCCAGGUUCCUGUUGGUGCCGGUCUAGCCUUUGCCCACAAGUACAAUGACAGCAAGACCGCCAGUAUUAUCCUGUACGGUGAUGGUGCCAGUAACCAGGGCCAAGUGUUUGAGGCUUUCAAUAUGGCUAAGCUCUGGAACUUGCCUGCCCUCUUUGGUUGCGAGAACAACAAGUACGGUAUGGGCACUUCUGCUGCUCGAUCAUCCGCUUUGACCGACUACUACAAGCGUGGACAGUACAUCCCUGGUCUCAAGGUUAACGGCAUGGACGUCUUGGCUGUCAAGGCUGCUGUUACGUAUGGCAAGGAGUGGACUGCCGCCGAUAAGGGCCCUAUGGUUCUCGAGUAUGUCACCUACCGAUAUGGAGGUCAUUCCAUGUCCGACCCCGGCACUACCUACCGUACCCGUGAGGAGAUUCAGCGCAUGCGAUCCACCAACGAUCCCAUUGCCGGACUGAAGCAGAAGAUUUUGGAUUGGGAGGUCACUACCGAGGAUGAGCUGAAGAAGAUUGACAAGGAGGCCCGCAGCCAUGUCAAUGAGGAGGUUGCUAUUGCCGAGGCUAUGGCUGUUCCCGAGCCCAAGCCUUCAAUCUUGUUCGAGGACAUCUAUGCCAAGGGAACCGAGCCUCAGUACAUCCGUGGUCGUACCCCUGACGAGAACUACUACUUCUAA